Messenger RNA from Argiope bruennichi, 4393 nucleotides. It is a transcript of the gene raptor, whose product is annotated as regulatory-associated protein of mTOR-like. Bases 117 to 4019 code for a protein of 1300 amino acids. Gene Ontology annotation, molecular function: protein-macromolecule adaptor activity; protein binding. The transcript is spliced from 31 exons. Gene Ontology annotation, cellular component: cytoplasm; TORC1 complex. Gene Ontology annotation, biological process: regulation of autophagy; cellular response to starvation; cellular response to amino acid stimulus. Lineage: Eukaryota; Metazoa; Arthropoda; Arachnida; Araneae; Araneidae. The record is from RefSeq and is a predicted model, not a curated record.
GGAACGUGAUUAUGAAACAUGGUUAUCCCAAUGUUUACAAUUUGCAGCUAAAUUUUUCACCGUUAACGUGAUGUAUACUUAGUAGAUAAUACUGUUAAGUUUCAUUGAGAAGGACAAUGCUAGAGUUUUCUUGCAACGAAGAAGCCUUAGAUCUUCCAGAUUGGUAUAUACCGAUUGCCUUCAACCAUAAAAGACACACUGAAAAUAUUGAAGGAAGUAACACUAAUACUCAAAAAUGGAGAAUGAAAGAUCGGAUGAAGACUGUAAGUGUUGCCUUAGUGCUGUGCUUAAAUGUUGGAGUUGAUCCUCCUGAUAUAAUAAAAACUCAGCCAUGUGCAAGAUUAGAAUGUUGGAUUGAUCCAUUAUCACUUGUGCCUCAAAAGGCUUUAGAUUCAAUUGCAGCUGCUCUGCAAAAACAAUAUGAAAAAUGGCAACCACGAGCAAGGUAUAAGCACAGUCUUGAUCCUACUGUUGAUGAAGUAAAACGACUAUGUACUUCAUUACGUAGAAAUGCUAAGGAUGAACGAGUUUUAUUUCAUUACAAUGGUCAUGGUGUACCCAAACCAACUUCUAAUGGUGAAAUAUGGGUUUUUAAUAAAACUUAUACUCAGUACAUACCUCUUUCUAUAUAUGAUCUUCAGCAAUGGAUGGGUGCACCUUCCAUUUAUGUUUAUGACUGCUCUUGUGCUGGGCUGAUUGUAGAAUCUUUUAAAAAUUUUGCAUUACAGCAUGAAAGAGAAUUUGAACUUUUAAUUAAUAACAGUAAAACUCCUUAUGAUGGACCACCAAUGCCUUCCUACAGUUCCUGUAUACAAUUAGCUGCUUGUGGAGCUACAGAAAUUUUGCCUAUGAAUCCAGAUUUGCCUGCAGAUCUAUUUACAUCGUGCCUCACUACUCCUGUUAUCAUAGCUUUGAAAUGGUUUGUUCUUCAGCAACAAAUCAGCAAACCAUUGUCCAUGGGUAUCACCAUGGAAUUAAUAGAUAAGAUACCAGGUCAAGUGUCUGAUCGUAGAACCAUGUUGGGUGAAUUAAACUGGAUAUUUACUGCUAUUACAGAUACAAUUGCAUGGAAUGUCCUUCCUAAAGAGACAUUUCAAAAGCUGUUUCGACAAGAUCUUUUAGUAGCUAGUUUAUUUCGUAAUUUUUUAUUAGCUGAACGAAUUAUGAGGUUUUAUAAUUGUACUCCUGUCUCAAGUCCAUCAUUGCCUUCUACUUAUCAUCAUCAUAUGUGGAAAGCUUGGGAUUUUGCUGUAGAUACGUGCCUAACUCAACUACCUGCGAUUUUAGCUGAUCCUACAACUACUUAUUCCUACAGUCCUUUCUUUUCUGAACAGCUCACUGCAUUCCAGGUUUGGUUAAAUCAUCCUCAGAGUCAAUCUAGUGUGCCUGAACAAUUACCAAUUGUUCUUCAGGUACUUUUAAGUCAAGUACAUCGUCUUCGAGCAUUGGAACUUCUUGGCCGUUUCCUAGAUUUGGGACCUUGGGCAGUAAAUUUGGCUCUUUCUGUGGGUAUUUUUCCAUAUGUUUUAAAGCUGCUUCAAAGUUCUGCUCGAGAGUUACGGCCUUUAUUAGUAUUUAUUUGGGCAAAAGUCUUAGCAGUUGAUUGUACUUGUCAGAGUGAUUUGGUUCGAGAUGGAAGCUUUAAGUAUUUCUUAGCAGUUCUUGGAGAACCUUAUAUGCCAGCUGAACACAGGACCAUGGCAGCAUUUUGUGUUUCAUGUAUUGUAAGCAACUAUAAGCCAGGGCAGGUUGCAGCUAUGCAGAGCAGUGUAGUUUCAAUUUGUCUGGAACAGCUGUCAGAUCCAAAUUCAAAACUUAGACAAUGGGUUGCGAUUUGCCUGGGCAGGAUGUGGAACAAUUAUGAACAAGCACGAUGGUGUGGAGUAAGGGACAGUGCCCAUGAAAAGCUUGAAGCUUUGUUAUCUGAUGCAAAUCCUGAAGUGAGAGCAGCUGCUGUUUUUGCCCUUGGUACAUUUCUAAAUAGUACAACAGAAAGAACUGAUCAUGCUAAUGCUAUUGACCAUAGCAUUGGUAUGAUGUUAAUCAAUAAAGUAGCUAAUGAUGGAAGCCCUCUAGUCAGACAGGAAGUUCUUGCAGCACUCCAGUGGUUCUUAAUAAUAUUUGAAAAUCAAUUUGUUGCUGUUGGUUUUCAAUACAUGGAAGAAGAAAAGGCUAAGGAAACUUCGACAAAUCAUUUAAUUGCCCCUGAGAUUACUUCUCCUAUUGCUAUGAAUGUUGCAAUGCGAAAAGUUUCUUCACGAGAUCGAUUGAAAGUAUCUUUAUCUGGGUCUCCAGGAUCUACUGUUUUAGACAUUAGCUUCUCUGGUGAUGGCAGCACACUUGCAUUGGACAGGCUUCGUAGAGUCAGCUCAAGUACUUCAAUAAGCAGCAUGACGUCUUCAGCUAUUCACAGCCCUUAUGGUGCUCAUGGAACAUUAGGCUAUGCCUCAGUGUUUGGAAAUAUUUGGAAGACACUAAUAAAUCUUUCUAAUGAUCCAUAUCCUGAUGUUGCCAAGUUAGCUGAGAAACUUGUGAAUUACAUCAAAAAUAAGGUAAAUGAAAUUCAUCAUAGUGAUAGUACAAAAAAUACAAAAAUUCCAUCUAUGUCUGAGCCUUCCUCCCCAUCUGGAAGACCAACAUUUUUAACAGGUGAAUCUCCUCCAUCCCGACCAAAUGGUGCUACUCCUCAUGCUGGCCAUGACAGAUUAGGUAAACCUGCUAAUAGGUGGACAGACUCUAAUGCACCCUAUCAACAAUAUCAAUACUUUGCUCAGUUUAAUCCAAUACGAAAAACAUUCGAUAAAGGUCCAAAGCAAAUUAGAGAAGUUGGAGAAGAAGGAGAUGAAAGUUGUCAAGAACCCAAGACACCUUUGAUUGAAACUCAAUAUGUAGCAUGGAGUACUAAAUAUUUCAGUCAGCCUGUUCUGAAGAUGACUGAAAGUGAUAUUGAUAGUCCCACUCAUGCAACAAAGGAAUGGUAUUAUCUUCGAAAUCAGACAAUCAGAAAUUGUGUGUUAGAAGAAAGGAAAAAGCUAGAAACAGGCAAAUUCGAUGAACAGAUUUUCAUCAACAAGAACAUAAAUCUUCCUACAUCUUUAAGAUUUCAUCCUUACGAAUCUCAUAUGGUGGUGACUGAUAAAGAGUGCUACAGUAUAUGGGAUUGGGAGAAAGGGUAUCUUUUGCGAUCUGACAGUGCUCGAAAUCAUCAAAAUGUUCGUAUUACAGCUGUUGACUUUUUGAAUGCACAUGAUGAGACAUUGCUAAUGAUUGGUUCAGAUGAUGGUGUUGUAAAGAUAUGGAAGAAUUACACUAAAGAGGCUGAAAACAGAUUAAUAACUGCAUUUCAGGUUAUACAAGAUUUGUUGCCAUCAACCAGGGGGUCUGGCUUGGUUUUACAAUGGGAACAACAUGCUUCUCAGUUACUAGCAUCAGGAGAUGUAAGGCACAUUCGAAUCUGGGAUUCAGAAAAAGAAAUGAAAGUCCAAGACUUGCCCACAGGUGCAGAUAGUUGUGUAACUUGUUUAACCUCCAGUCCAGAUUAUGCUAGUCUAAUAGCUGCAGGUUGUGGUGAUGGAACAGUGCGUAUUUAUGACAGAAGAAUGGCCCAAAGUGAUUGCUGCCUGCAUAUAUUUCAAGAGCAUUCUGGCUGGGUUGUAAAUAUAAUGCUGCAAAAUAAGCAGAACUUUGGACAAAUCAUCAGUGGAAGUGUUGCUGGCGAUGUUAGGUUUUGGGAUUUGAGACAUUCAAAUAGUAUCCGAAACAUUCCUCCAGCCCAUGGUAUGACAGCCAUGGCAAUUCAUCCACAACUUGAUUUAAUUGCUUGUGGAGCUGCAAACCAGUUUAUAAGUGUGUUUAAUCAAAAUGGAGAUAAUAUUAGUACAAUCAAAUAUCAUGACGGGUUCAUGGGGCACAGAAUUGGCCCAAUAAGUUGCCUAGGUUUCCAUCCAUAUAAAGCGAGCUUAGGUGCUGGAAGCACAGACCAUCUUAUUUCUGUGUACUCUGUAAAUAGGAAACAUUAACUAAGGACAAUCUCUUUGUAAUUUCUUCCCUCCCUUCCUGAGCUAGUCAAGCACUUAAGUUGUCUGUGCCAUAAACAAGCUCAGCCAUUGUGUCUUAAAAAAUAUUAUUAUUAUUGUAAAAAAGAAUAUUUGUACAGAUAUCUAUCUCAUUUUGUGAUAAGGUUUCAUAUGUUGUGUGCCAUUUUUCACCAUAAAAUAUUAAGUUUAAAAUACUUGUUCAUUGUUUCACAAAACUUGCAUUAUUUUAUAGUUGUGUUUUCCGUAGAUUAUAAUAUCACUUGUUCAACAGGGUGUAUUAAUAUAAAGUUUGUAAAUAUUAUAGCCAUUAUAUUUAGCUCUUCCAUUGCUCUGUUUUCAUAGUAUUUAUUGAAGGG